AGUUCUACUUGAACAACCCUGCCAACCACACCACCAGCGGGCUGAAUUCAAAACCGGAACGCUGGUGUGCAAUUUCGAGCGCCAAAUUUCAUCAGAAUGGAGAAAAAUUCAACGUGUUUGCCGAAAAUUGGUACCGGAUCGCUGGGUGUCGCCGAGGCGCAAUCCACCUGGAGCCGGAUGCGCGUGAAGAACAUCCUGAACGCGAAGGGCUACAUCGUCGGACGGUGCAUCGGCUCGGGCUCGUACUCGAAAGUGUACCAAGCCGUCUACCGUCCGGUGCUGCUCGAAACCGGUCCCGGCCACGCCAUCGCCCUGAAGCUGAUCGAUCGGCGCCGAACGUCCAAGGACUACGAGCGCUUGCUGCCGCGGGAAACGGUCGCCAUGCUCGCGCUGAACCAUCCAAACAUCGUGUCGGUAAUGUCGAUCCAGGAGUACGGGCCGUUCGUGUGCGUGUUUAUGGACUUUUGCCGGUGCGGCGAUCUGCUGCAGUACGUGCAGGUGCGCAAGCGAAUCUCGGAGCGCCGGUCGAAGCUGUUCUUCCGGCAGCUGGUGCGGGCGGUACAGUACAUGCACGACCAGGGCUUCUGCCAUCGGGACAUCAAGUGCGAGAAUGUGCUGCUGGCCAGCCAGGACUAUGUGAAGCUAACGGAUUUCAGCUUCGCCAAACAGUGUAGCGAACCGAAGCGUGGAGCCAGCGAGCUGAGCACGACGUACUGCGGAUCGAUUGCGUACACUGCGCCCGAAGUGCUCAAAGGCAUUCCGUACGACCCGAAGGCACACGACAUGUGGUCGCUGGGGUGCGUACUGUUCAUCAUGGUGACCGGCACGAUGCCGUUCGAUGAGAGCAAUAUCGCGAUCACGAUAGGGCACCAGGAGCGUAAGCAGUACGGCUAUCCGCCGGGGCUGAAGCUGAACCCAGCGAUACUGGACCUGAUUGACCGCAUGAUCGAACCGGACGUUAGUGUGCGUGCUACGAUAGGGCAGGUGGCGGAAGACUCGUGGGUUUUGGUGUGAUGUGCCUGUCGGUUGGACUCAUGGGACUACUCACCA
Molecule: messenger RNA, 1050 nt
Organism: Anopheles coluzzii
Lineage: Eukaryota; Metazoa; Arthropoda; Insecta; Diptera; Culicidae
Product: testis-specific serine/threonine-protein kinase 6-like
Exons: 1
Coding region: 97-1014 (305 amino acids)
Biological process (GO): protein phosphorylation; microtubule cytoskeleton organization; intracellular signal transduction
Cellular component (GO): cytoplasm
Molecular function (GO): ATP binding; protein serine/threonine kinase activity; tau-protein kinase activity
Source: RefSeq, a predicted model, not a curated record